AUGCAUUGGGUAUUGGUAAAUUUAUUUGCACGUAAAUAUGCUGAGAUAGGUAUGUUGGCAUAUGUUCAAGAUAUUCAACGUCAAGAACGUGUAAAUGGUGUUGAAACAUUACAACAUCAAACUUGGUCUGGAGCAAAUUACGUUGAUUCACUUAUGAAAAUUGUACAAGGUGGUGUUUCUUCCACAUCUGCUAUGGGUAAAGGUGUAACUGAAAAACAAUUCUCCAAAUAA
Messenger RNA from Entrophospora sp. SA101, 231 nucleotides. Lineage: Eukaryota; Fungi; Glomeromycota; Glomeromycetes; Entrophosporales; Entrophosporaceae. The record is from the annotation of a GenBank genome assembly.